UGCCAUGUUUUAUAGGUUUUCAAGUCUUUCAGAUGGGAUAAACACAUGCAUUUGAGGAAACAAGUCAUUUGUAAGCCACAUCUAUUAGAACUAGUUUUAAUAAAAAUGUAAACAUACAUUUUCAUGUUUCUCCAAAGGCAACGAAUGCAUUGCAAAUCCUAAAUGUCAGCAACAUUUCCUGAACGGACUUUUUCCUAUAUAUACACACACGAGCAGAUACACAGUGGGCGGAGCUUUAAAGGUGCAAUAUAACCUCGUUCCCAAACUCAGUAACAAACGGACCAUUUUCCUCUGGACUUCCUCUGCACAAGAUUCACCAUUUUUCUGGUUGAGGCGAAGAUCUUGGAGAUGAAGAAUCACCAUGUGUAGAUUUAAAGGCUUAAAUAAGUCCUCAGACCAAGGUUGGACCUGAAUCUGGUUUCUCCUCCACAACAAAUACGUCACCCGAUGCUACACCUCCCAGCUUCCCUGAUGCUUGAUGAAUCCUGACCUCUGACCCUGGCAACAUGGAUGCCCGUCUGCAGGCAAACCCUGGGCUCCUGUACCCUGUGAACGGAGAAGGGGAAAGAAGAAGAUACAGCAAAACCACAGGUCUCGACUUUCUGAGCCAGGUAGAGCCGGAAUGUAUCCAGUUUUUUGAAGACACAAUUGACUCGUUGGAGGAGAGCAUAAAUGAAGAGGACCGGACUUUGAGGUACAUGGCGUCCACUAGACGAAGCAGAAGUCCUGUCCCAGACAGUGGUGUGGUGACAACAUUAAGUUCUCACCCUGAAGUGACGGCCUCCUCCGUCAUGGCUAGACCUGUCAGUCCCAAAGACCAGGAAAUCAUAGACCUGGUUCGUCCAGGACCUGAUUUAAUUCGGACAAAGGAGCCAAUGUUCAAUCCCACCAAUCCAGAUUUCCAGAGUAUGAUGGUGACACCUGAAAGCCACGUGGAGGUAAAGCCAUCCCAUGACAGCUUACCUUCAGAGUACAAUCCACCUCUACCAAGCGGCAGCUUCGGUUCCUCAGACAGCCACUACUCCUAUCACCCACCAGGAUGUAUCCCCACCCCAGUUCUGAUUGCCCAAAAGAUCGCCGAGAGCCAAUCGGGCGGAUCCGCCGACACCAUCUCGUCCUCACUCCACCGGAGCAGCAGCCUUGAGACUGAAAACCCACCUCGUUACAGCACUGAUCAUCAUUCAAAACAGGGCCCCCCUACUUCUGUCAAGCCGACCCGGUUCCCACCUAACAUCAGCGUGAUCCUCGGCAGCAAGGAGCACCACGGUCAGAAUGUGGGGAACGUGAACAUACAUGAAAGAAAGGCACAAAUGCUUGCAAACCUCUCAGGCACAUCCCACCAGCUGCUGCAGCAAGAGCCUCAACAAGUCACGGAACCCCAGAAGGCUAGGAACAUUCCCACCCGCAGCAUUUCCUUUAAGGAUCCUUCCCCAGACAAAUCCAGAAUGGAGGCUUUGUCUAAGCUGGGCCUUAACAGGAACAGAGCCAUGUCUGGUGGUACAACCCUCCUUAGCGCCGCCACCGUUCUCAGUCCACCUUCAGAUGCUGAAGCGACGGCCAUACCUUUGGAGUCCAGCCAUACCCCAACAACAGAAGCCAAACAUUCCUUACCAACAUCAUCACAGUUGAGUCCAGGGUAUUACAGCAGUCAGACCACUCCUCACAGGACCCAAGAGGAAAGAAAUCCUACACAAAACACCUCUCCACCAGCAGUAAGUCAAAGAAGUUUCUCUCCACCUCCUCUCGCAACCAAGUCACCAGUCCUCCCGCCACCUGAAAUCACCUCGCUUGAAUUUAACAGCUACGGAGGGAAAUCCAUCGUGGUUCACCCUACUUAUUCCUCUAGGAAUGAAACUCCGGCAUCUCCAACUAGCCCUGAUCCAAGAACCCGCCAAGCUGCCCUGGAACAACCUAGUGAGUUCAACUCCUACGGAGGAAAGAGCAAAGUUAUGAACACCGGUUCUGUGACUGUGACCAGGAACGACCUUCCAGACAUCCUCAGCUCUCACAUUAACAAGGGUCAAACAUUCCCUGCCAAAUCAGAGCCGCCACCAAUCGAGCCCCACAGUUACGGAGGAAAGAGUCGAACCUUCAACCCUUCCAUUACGUCGCACACUUUGUCUGCCCACCAACAAUCAGUAACCGUGGAAACCAACAAUUAUGGUGGAAAGAGUCGGACUUUCAACCCUUCUGCUACGUUGCCAGUCAAACCUCCACCACCCACACCUGCACCGAGGCCACCACGCCACUCCUACCAUGGCAUCAGUCAACACAAACAAGCGCAACCUGCACCACCCAUGGAUCACAACAAGCGGAGAACCAACUCCCUGUUUCGUCCACAAGGCAUAACGGUGCAGUUUGGUGGGCGAGGGGCUUCAGAUGAGUCCCGCAAGGAAGCCUUGAGGAAACUUGGGUUGCUUAAAGAAUUUUGAUCAACUCAAGAGAGCCACCAGUCCAACCUCAUUCUUUGGUUUAGGUGUGGUUGAGAGAGAGGAGACAGUGUGGCCUCGUUUUACCAAAGGGAGCUGGAACCAAUGAUGAACCUGCACAACCAGUUCCAUAUUUUUACCCUUAAAAAAAGAGCAGAGUGCUGCUGUUUAUGUUGGUCAUGUCCAGUUUGGUGAAAACAAACCCUAGUGCUGUAGUGAUGGGCUAUACCAAAAUUAUUGAUUCGAUAUGAUACUAAUGACUUUUUUGACAAAUAUUUUUCCCGGACAGAUACCGAUAUUGUUACUUUGUGUGACUUUAUUUACCCAAUGAAACAUAUGACAAAUAUUAAGCAUUUAACAAUUAUAAUUAUUUUUUUAAGUAAUCGAUACUCAAUCAAUACUUGUGUGAGUAUCGAUAUAUCGACACUACAGAAUCAAUACUCUACCAGUCAGACAUUUGAAGUUAUUUUAUAAAUAAACUUUCAUCUCUGUUUUGUUAGCACUGCUACAAAAUAUCCCAACCCAACACAGUUUUUCAACGUUCAACUGUUUGUUUUUUAUAUAAUCAUGUGACCGGAAAAGCAAAGCAAUAAUAACCAAAAAAUGGAACACCACCAGCAGCAGCAGCAGCACUAUUUUGGACGCUUCCUAAAAACUAGCAAAGUCCAAACAAAAUUGAUCUCAUCUACAUGGCUACAAAUGUUAGUGAGGGCUAAAUUCUGCAGAAACGCAGCGUGCGGAUGGACGAUAGCUCUGUGAGAAAAGCAAAUAAAAAAAAUUAUAUAUAUAUAUAUAAAAUGUUCAUGUUUACAAGUUGACAGCUUAAAUGGGGUGGGUUUAUAUACAUUUAUGAGAAUUUUUAAUAUAUAUAUAAAGUAAAUAAUAUGUUUUGUUUUUUUUAGUUAACGUUUGUUAUUCUGUUAGAUUCUUUAGACGUUAUUGCAGUUUUGAUUGAAAAAGUUCAGCAUCAUUGUGUUGGAUCUUUAUAGUGGUACCAGGAGAAUUUGGAUUUAGAACUUGAGUCUUUUAUUAAAUUCAUGUAAAAGAGCAGAAAUUUACCUGAAGUGAGUUCACCUGGAAAUCAGUUACGUUAACGUACGGCUUACAGAACAACAAAACGUUUCUUCUGAUACACUAAGAACUAAAGAACCCAGCUUUUCUCAGACUGUGGAUCGUUUCUUUUCUGAAUCUUCUCUGUACUUUUUUCUUUUCUGGGCGAGAAGAAAGUUAAAGCACUUUUCCUGAAAGACUAUUUGUUAAACGUUCCCGUUGCUGAUGGUCGAUCACACAUCACAGUGAACAGAAGCACGACCAUCAGGACUUUGGGUGGAACUGGGAGCUGAGACUCUGAACGGCAGGAUAUUUUUAUUCCACUCCCCCUCGAAAACCACAGACUGUGGAAACGACACAACUUUUACUUUGACACCGGGUUUUAAAAAAAAGUGCUGCUUUGAGACGAGCGAGCAGCAAAACACGAGCGGAGAAACCACAGGAGAGUCUGGAAAUAACCUGCACUUUUUCUCCUCUUCACUACUUCUUCUGUUCUUUUUUGACUGCUGUGUGUUUUUAACUGUGUCUACGUGUGUUUAGACUCUAGACUGCUGCUACUGUAGCUCAACCUACGGUAACUCAGAUUCUAGUCUGAAUAUUUUUUUUGUUUACAGACUCCGGUUCACUGCAGUUCAGCUGCAGAUAUUUUGAAGUAUAUAAUGGUGCAUACAGUGUACACACUGUGUAUCUACACGAGGGAUUAGGUACUAAGAACUAGAUAGAAUCCCACCCAGAACCUCCCGCCUGGUGGGCGUGAACCUUAACCUUGUGCCACUUAGGCUCCUUUGUUAAUAUAACUAUAUUUUCUGGACAAGGGGGCCAGAUACUCAAAUCAAACGAGAUAAAAAUUAGAUUUUUGCCUAACUUUAUCAUUUGAUGCUUAUUUUGGAAUCCAGUCACGGGCCGAAUUGGACGGUUCUUUGGGCCGGAUUUGGCCCACGUGCCCCCUGUUGGUGGUCACUGAUAUAAAGUAUAGAAGAAUGUAAUAAUACAGUAUAUGUACUACACAUUAUUUUUAUCAGUACUGGUAAAAGCCAGUAUAUACUGCAACUGUUACAGUAUGCACAUGUAUGUGAAGUAUUUGACAAUAAACUGUUGAUAAAAUUUCUGUGCCUGAAGUGAUUGUUUUGGCCAUUUUUUUUAAUUAUCUCAACAUGUUUGUAUAAUAGACUUUUAAAAAAACAAAACAGAUUUGUUUUAUUUUCUUGGAGAAUUUCCCCUCUGAAGUCGGGAUAUCAAACAUACGGCCCAGAUUAUUGUUAAGUUAUAGUUAAUUAUGUUAUGGUUAUACCAGCCCGGCCCACUUGACAUCUCAUUGGGUUGUAUACGGCCCAUAAACUAAAAUGAGUUUUACACCCGUGCUCUAAAGACACCUUUGGCCUUUCAUAGUGCUUUAUACAUUCUUAGUAAAUGACAAGAAAAACGCAUCAUAGAAUUCCAAGCCCUUUCUGUGAUUUAAGCACAGGCCACACCAU
Messenger RNA from Cynoglossus semilaevis (tongue sole), 4954 nucleotides. It is a transcript of the gene proser2, whose product is annotated as proline and serine rich 2. The coding region runs from base 507 to 2432 and encodes 641 amino acids. The transcript is spliced from 4 exons. NCBI's taxonomy places the organism in Eukaryota, Metazoa, Chordata, Actinopteri, Pleuronectiformes, Cynoglossidae. The record is from RefSeq and is a predicted model, not a curated record.